Messenger RNA from Loa loa (African eye worm), 1848 nucleotides. RefSeq names its product prolyl 4-hydroxylase 2. Bases 34 to 1662 code for a protein of 542 amino acids. Lineage: Eukaryota; Metazoa; Nematoda; Chromadorea; Rhabditida; Onchocercidae. The record is from RefSeq and is a predicted model, not a curated record. Gene Ontology annotation, biological process: peptidyl-proline hydroxylation to 4-hydroxy-L-proline. The transcript is spliced from 12 exons. Gene Ontology annotation, cellular component: endoplasmic reticulum. Gene Ontology annotation, molecular function: procollagen-proline 4-dioxygenase activity; iron ion binding; protein binding.
CGGUAUUCUGGUACUUGCUGUUUUCCGAAGCCAAUGAUGAUAGCUGUUGUGGUGUUUAUCUUAGCACUACAGAGUGCUGCACAUGCAGAUUUGUUUACAUCGGUCGCAGAAAUGGAGUUACUUCUGGAAGCUGAAAAAGGAAUUCCUGAUUUGCUGGAUAUGUACAUCGAAAGGUUCCAGCUACGUUUGAAUGAAAUCAAACAGCUUUCAAUGGGAAAAAAACACCGAAACGAUCAUAGCCUGGGAAAUGAUAUGCGAGUGCUAAGCAAUCCAAUCAGUGCUUAUCUACUUAUCAAAAGACUGAUUGAGGAAUGGAAUAAUAUAAAACGGUUGGCAGGAAGUGAUAUUGGUGAAGAGUUGUUAAAGGAAAUUUCAGAAUUGCGAGCAGUGAAUUAUGUGAAAAACCCCACUAUGGAAGAUUUGGAUGGAGCUGCGAUAGCCUUACUUCGGCUGCAAGAUACCUAUCGGCUGAAUGUUAAAGAGAUAGCUGACGGGAAAAUUCUGAAUGCUUCUGUGGUCCAACCAUUUACAGCCAGGGAUUGUUUUGAUAUUGGUCGAGCAGCAUACAAUGUGAAUGACUAUUACCAUACCGUAAUAUGGAUGGAAGAGGCACAGGAACGGUUGCGGACUGAAAUGCCGCACGAAACUGUGCAAUUAAAGGAAAUUUUGGAAUAUUUGGCUUUUGCGCUGUUCAAACAAGGUAAUCUGAAACGCGCCCUACUGCUUACUGAACAGCUGUAUACAAUUGAUCCAAAUCAUCCGCGGGCAAGGAACAACAUUAAAUGGUAUGAGGACUUGUUGGCGGAGGAUGGUGUAAAGCCGAUUGACUAUCGACGAAAUAUCCCCCCGGUAACUAAUCCCCGGCCUAAGAAUGGCUUGAAGACAACGGAACAUGACAUGUACGAAGCCUUAUGUAGGAAUGAAGUACCCGUGAGCGUUAAAGCAACUUCAAAACUGUACUGCUACUACAAAAUGGAUCGUCCAUUCUUGCGUUUGGCUCCUUUCAAAGUCGAGAUUUUGAGAUUCAGUCCGCUUGCCGUAUUCUUUCGUGAUGUUAUCACAGACGAAGAAGUGACAAUAAUUCAGAUGUUGGCGACACCAAGAUUGCGAAGAGCUACUGUGCAAAACUCAAUAACUGGUGAACUUGAAACAGCGUCAUACCGAACAAGUAAAAGCGCAUGGCUGAAAGACGAGGAACACGAAAUUGUCCAUCGAAUCAAUAGAAGAAUUGAUCUGAUGACUAAUUUGGAGCAAGAGACUUCAGAGGAAUUGCAGGUUGGAAAUUAUGGUAUUGGUGGUCAUUACGAUCCUCAUUUUGACUUUGCAAGAAGGGAGGAGGUGAACGCUUUUCAAUCGCUCAACACGGGAAACCGUUUGGCAACAUUGUUAUUUUAUAUGACGCAGCCUGAAUCAGGAGGUGCCACCGUAUUUACCGAAGUCAAAACAACAGUUAUGCCUUCCAAAAACGAUGCACUAUUUUGGUAUAAUCUGUUGCGCAGUGGUGAGGGUGACUUAAGAACGCGUCACGCUGCAUGUCCUGUAUUAAUCGGUUCGAAAUGGGUCUCAAACAAAUGGAUACAUGAACGUGGCCAAGAAUUUCGAAGGCCUUGUGGCUUAAGCCGAUCAGUGGAGGAACGGUUUGUCGGCGAUCUAGGUGCAUAAAUACUAUUGGAAAGUUCAAGUACAUUAAAAACUUAGCUAAGAAUUUAUGUAUUAUGUUUCUAAGCUACAAUGUAACUGUUAUAUUUAUAUCAGUUGUCUAUCAGUUGCACUGGCAUCACGUUAUUUUAAAAAAAUUCAUAUGUAUUACAGAAUGGAUUUGCUCCUCCAAUUGAUUUAUGUACAUAC